AUGGAGUUCUUCGUCGCGGCGGCGACGGAUGAGUCGGUCAAGGUGGCUGCUGCUGGUGUCAAUGGGCACUCGCCCACCUGGACGAAUCGGAUGGAGUUCAUGUGGCAGAUGCGUCGGGAUUGGGGCGAGUUUGUUGCGUCUGGGCUGCUCGCGCCGCCGAAGUUGAGCGAGGUUUGGUUCGAGGCGGCGCAGAGGGAGAUUUGUCGGCGGGGGGCUAUUCCCCAUGAGGGUGAGGUGGUGGUGCCUGUUUUGCAUGGGGUGGGCGUUGCUUUGAGAUGUGAGUUUUGUGAGUGA
Molecule: messenger RNA, 294 nt
Organism: Aspergillus nomiae NRRL 13137
Lineage: Eukaryota; Fungi; Ascomycota; Eurotiomycetes; Eurotiales; Aspergillaceae
Exons: 1
Coding region: 1-294 (97 amino acids)
Source: RefSeq, a predicted model, not a curated record